Tribolium madens (black flour beetle) is the source of this 2163-nucleotide messenger RNA. RefSeq names its product alkyldihydroxyacetonephosphate synthase. Bases 271 to 2073 code for a protein of 600 amino acids. Gene Ontology annotation, biological process: lipid biosynthetic process. NCBI's taxonomy places the organism in Eukaryota, Metazoa, Arthropoda, Insecta, Coleoptera, Tenebrionidae. The record is from RefSeq and is a predicted model, not a curated record. Gene Ontology annotation, molecular function: FAD binding; alkylglycerone-phosphate synthase activity. The transcript has 5 exons.
AUUAAUUAUCACAAUUUGUGAUUUAUUAAGCGUGUGUCACGUUUAAAUUACACUUUUAAUUACAAACCAGUGUAACAUUUAAAAUUACUACAAGUUUAAUUAAAUUUAUCGCGUGUUUAGUGACUUUGACGAGACGGUUGGCAUCAUUGUGCGUCACGCCUUGUGGGGGCUGUUACAUUAGUUUACCUUUAAUUUAAUUGGUUUUUCAUGUUAAUCACGAAGUUAUUUAAACGGGAAAACACGAACAGUUUGAGUAUUUUUUCGUAAAGUAUGGAGACACAAAAAACUGUACUUAACCAAAAAAAUGAAGCGGUUAUUCGAGUGAAAAGUGCCGUACCCAAAAACCGGCAGGAAUUGUUAAAAUGGAACGGUUGGGGUUACCAAGACUCGAAAUUCAUUUACGACAGUGCUGCCAACGAAGUGCGUUUUACGGGUCAUAGGUAUCCCAUUGGUGAUCUCCGCUUGCCCCAUUUGAUGGGAUGGGUGAAAGACAACUUCGACGUCGAUUUUUCCCAACCCAAAAAAGCCCAAGAAAUUCCCCCAGACGAGAAAUUCCCUAAACCCCAAAUUUCCCCUGAAAAUCUCACCAAAAUCACCAACUUGGGCAUCAGUUACUCCCUAAAGGGCCUCGAUCGACUCGUCAGAGCCCAUGGACAGACCCUUCAUGACAUAUACACCCUUCGAACGUCAUUUUUCGAGCGAAUCCCCGACAUUGUCGUAUGGCCGAUUUGCCAUAGCGACGUUGUCAAGUUGGUACAAGUGGCAGAUGAGUCCGACAUGGUUGUCAUACCGUUCGGGGGCGGGACUGCCGUCUCGGGCGCCGUCGAGUGUCCAACCGGGGAAACCCGAACCAUCAUCUCCCUGGAUACGUCCCAAAUGAACCGGAUUUUAUGGAUAGACCGCGAGAAUCUAGUCGCCUGUUGCGAAAGUGGCAUCAUAGGUCAAGAUCUAGAACGCGAACUCCGGAAAUUGGGCUUCACUUCCGGUCACGAACCCGACAGCUACGAGUUCUCGAGUCUAGGAGGCUGGGUGGCCACCAGAGCGUCAGGCAUGAAAAAAAAUCUCUAUGGCAACAUUGAAGAUCUUCUCGUUCACGUCAAAAUGGUGACGCCUAAUGGCGUCCUUGAGAAAAACUGUCAAGUCCCUCGUUUGAGUUGUGGUCCGGAUUUUAAUCACGUGAUUAUGGGUUCGGAAGGUUCGCUUGGGGUAAUCACCGAAGUGGUGAUUAAAAUCCGACCUUUGCCGAAGUGUCAUCGUUUCGGUUCGAUUGUUUUCCCCGAUUUUAAGGCGGGACUUUCGUGUAUGCGUGAAGUUGCUAGGCAACGGUGUCAGCCAUCUUCGAUUCGUUUAAUGGACAACGGUCAAUUUAAAUUCGGGAUGAUUCUAAAGCCGGAAUCGAGUUACCUUGGCUUGAUUUUGGACGGUUUAAAGAAGUUUUAUGUUACGAAAAUCAAGGGUUUUAAUGUCGAAACAAUGUGUGUCAUGACGUUGUUGUUUGAGGGGGAGGAAGGGGAGGUGAAGGGGCAGGAGAAGAAGAUAUAUAGUAUAGGGUUGCAGUUUGGGGGGAUGCCAGCGGGGUCAACCAACGGGGAGAGGGGCUAUAUGCUUACUUUUGUCAUAGCCUAUCUCAGGGAUUUAGCCUUGGAGUACCAGAUCGUGGCCGAAUCCUUCGAGACUUCAGUCCCAUGGGAUCGUGCUUUAGUCUUGUGUAAAAACGUAAAAGAGGUUAUAGCCCAGGAAUGCCAAUCCCAAGGGAUUAAAUUCUUCAUGAUUAACUGUCGCGUAACCCAAACUUACGAUGCCGGUUGUGUCAUCUAUUUCUAUCUGGCUUUUAAUCAUUAUCAUGUCGAAAAUCCUGUCAAAGUUCAUGAAAUCCUCGAAACAAAAGCCAGGGAUGAAAUUGUAGCUUGUGGUGGGAGUAUUUCGCACCAUCAUGGAGUUGGAAAACUAAGAAGGCGUUGGUAUGCAGGAACUGUGUCCCAAGUAGGCGUUGAUUUGUAUUUAGCCACGAAGAAACAACUAGAUCCGAGAAAUAUCUUCGCGACGAAUAAUUUUAUUAAAGCCAAAUUGUGAAGUUACCUUUGUAUUUUUUUCUAUUACUGUGAUAUAGAGUGGCAUUGAGCGUGUUUUGUUUCUUUUUUAAUAAAUUUGUGUGAAAUUGAA